Molecule: messenger RNA, 1779 nt
Organism: Scomber japonicus (chub mackerel)
Lineage: Eukaryota; Metazoa; Chordata; Actinopteri; Scombriformes; Scombridae
Gene: bpifcl
Product: BPI fold containing family C, like
Exons: 15
Coding region: 26-1516 (496 amino acids)
Molecular function (GO): lipid binding
Source: RefSeq, a predicted model, not a curated record
AACUAUUUUUGGAAGUAAAAAGCACAUGUCUCAGCUGGUCUUUGACUGUGAAGAGUUUUGCUGUUACAUUCAUUGUCUCCUCAGCAAAAUGGUUGUGUCUGUGAUAUUGGCGCUCAUGCUUGUCUCUUGCACCUGUGGAGAAAAUCCUGCCAUUCAAGUCGUUCUGACAGAAAAAGGACUUCAGUACGGGAAGCAUGUAGGUGCAGGAUGGAUUCAGGAGAAGUUGGAGGUUGUCACUCUCCCUGACAUAAGUGGUAAAGUCUACAUUGGCAUUGGCAGCGUAAGCUACACACUAACAGGCGUCAGGAUCACCAAGUGUGACUUUCCUGAACCGUCUGUUGAGUUCACGGAGAGCCCCGCAGGAUUCAAGACAUCCACCUCAGGCCUCAGUAUUGCAGUAACAGGAGGGUGGAGGACACGCUACGGAGCAAUACAUGAUGGGGGAACAUUCGACAUGGCUUUAUUUAAUGUGGACGUGACCUCUGUAGUUGAGCUGGGGAAAGAUCCUGAUGGACAUAUGUCUGUCACCAGUGUCAGCUGCGAUGCUCAUAUUGGAGGUUUGGACAUAAACUUCUAUGGUGGAGCCAGUUGGAUAUUCGAGCCUUUUGUGGAACAUUUCAAGGGGCGUAUUAGAGCUGAAAUAGAGGACAAGAUCUGUCCCACUGUGGAGGAAUACAUUGUAAACACGGAGCAGAGCCUACAGGCCAUGAAUGUCUCCUUUGAUGUGAAUGAAGACCUCACUCUUGACAUCCCUCUCACCGGCUUACCUGUCAUUGAAAAUUCAAGUCUGAAUCUGGGUUUUAAGGGGGAGUUCUACAGUAUCAAAACUCAUCAGGAACCUCCAUUUGAGGCACAACCUUUCGUCAUGCCUGUGAAGUCAGGCUACAUGUUGUCAGCCGGCCUCUCUGAAUUCACUGUGAACUCUGCCUUCUAUGGAUACUACUCAGCUGGACUGCUUCAGGCCAUCAUCAAUGACAGCAUGAUACCUUCAACCUCUCCUGUGCACCUAAACACCAGCUUAAUGGGGCCUUUCAUUCCUCAGUUGCCCAAGAUGUUUCCAGGCCUGCUGAUGACUUUGCAGGUUUACGCCACAGAUGUUCCACAGGUUUCCUUCCACUCUGGUGCUGUUAAAAUGGGUUCGAUGGCUGCUGUCAAGGCCUUUGCUAUCCAGCCCAACUCUACCCAGACUCCACUGUUCAAACUCCUUGUUGACUCAGAGUUCAGCAGCAAAGUGUGGAUCGCCGAAGAAAGACUGAGGGGCUCCAUGACGAUGGAGAACUUCACACUGAGUCUGGAUUCCACUGAAGUGGGGACCUUUAAUACUGAUGCUUUGGCAAGUGUAGCAAAGAUGGGAGUACAGUUGACCUUGUCAAAAGUGAACAAGCAACUUACUGAAGGUAUUAUGUUACCCAGACUGAAGCACGCACAGCUGGUCAAUCCAGUUCUGACAUUGGAAGAGGGAUUUAUUGCCAUCUGUUCAGACGCCGAGCUGCUCGAAGACAUAGACUUCAACUGACAGGCAAACCUCAACUACAUCAAAAACUGCUUCUCUUCCCAGUUUAGAUUCCUGUGGAGCUGCAUUUUCUUGAACUUUAAACCUGUAAACACACUGGACACCACAUCAGAAAAUCACUGAUGUACUUAAAAGAUGUACAUUUCUAUAAUCAGUCUUAACAUAUCUACAGCCUUCAUGUUUAAUCAGCAGUGAUUUAUCCUGCAGUUCAACUUUUAAAAUGCUUGUAAAAUGAAUGUACAGCAUAUGUUUUUUUACAAAUAAAA